CAGUACAUUUGUCUAGUUGGGUUUAAGAAACAUUUCGAGCAGUAAAAAGUAAAAUUAAGUAUCAAGCCAAGACGCGACAAUUAGUAAUUUUUAGUCAAAUAUAGGUCUUUAUAUUUUUUGUUUAGAGACAUAUAGACAUCAGCAUUUUCUGUGCUCAAGCUUUUACUAAUGGCUGGAAAAGUCUUCUGUGAGGCAACAAAACUGUACAACAUCCUAAAUCAAUACACUUUUCUACCAAGGCUAGCAGAGAGCAACUAUCUUUGUUUGAUUGAUGCCCGUGCAGCAGAAUCAUAUAACUUCAGCCACAUCAUUACUGCCAGAAAUGCUAAAUGGGAUUCUGAUGGGAAGUUUAUUAUACCCUUGGAUGUUGAGGUUGAAAGUAUGAGAUGCAUAAUUGUCUAUGACAGUAGUACACAUUCACUGUCAGAUUCAGGUCCAGCUAUAGACUGUGCAGACAGCAUAGAAAAAUCAAGCCAAUUUCCUGUUCAGAUUCUUAGUGGGGGCUAUGAGAAGUUUUCUGCACUCUACCCGUUCCUAAGAACUCCAAAGAUUCUUUACAAUAUUAGGGAAUUGGAGAGCUUGAAUCCCUAUCCUGUGGAAAUCUUGCCAGGCAAGCUUUAUAUGGGUGAUUACAGGCAGGCCACAAACCUUCAAAUCCUUAAAGAUCUGAAGCUGAAUGCUCUUGUCAAUGUCUCUGAUGAAUGCAGUCUUGUGUGAGCCAACCCACCAUUUCAUAUAUACAGUGGGGCAAAAAAGUAUUUAGUCAGCCACCAAGCAGAUUUGAUCACUUCAUUCGAGAGAAUGUGUGUUUUUAUUGGUUCACAUCUCAAUAACUCUUCUUCUGUUUUGAUAUUCUCUACUCUUGGAGUAAGCCGAUGCUGUGCUGUAACAAUGGCAUAUCUUAUGUAUCACCUCAAAUACACACUUAAGGAGGCAUGGAAUCAUAUUCAGCAGUGCAAAGCCAACAUGAAGCCAAAUCGAGGAUUUGUACAGCAACUUUCUGACUGGGAACUUCAGACUCUUGGGAAGAGAGUGACAGAUAUAUCAGAACCCAACUACUGACAAUAACAACAUUUAACAUCAUGUGCGUAUUCAUAUUCAAUGACUUUCUACAGUCACUAAUGAUACAGAAUCAUAGAUGUUUAUUUAAUGUUAUAUAUCAAUUAAAAUAAUAUUUAAAAAAACUACUUCCAGUAAACACACUAUAGACUAUAUUAGAAUGUAUAAAAUAGUUCUAAGAUUUUCAUCCACUUUACU
This is a messenger RNA of Sinocyclocheilus grahami, 1257 nucleotides long. Its product is annotated as serine/threonine/tyrosine-interacting-like protein 1. The record is from RefSeq and is a predicted model, not a curated record. NCBI's taxonomy places the organism in Eukaryota, Metazoa, Chordata, Actinopteri, Cypriniformes, Cyprinidae. The transcript has 7 exons. Gene Ontology annotation, molecular function: protein phosphatase binding; pseudophosphatase activity; protein phosphatase inhibitor activity. Gene Ontology annotation, cellular component: mitochondrion. Gene Ontology annotation, biological process: protein dephosphorylation; negative regulation of cytoplasmic stress granule assembly; positive regulation of intrinsic apoptotic signaling pathway.